Messenger RNA from Anopheles merus, 4481 nucleotides. Its product is annotated as cilia- and flagella-associated protein 251-like. NCBI's taxonomy places the organism in Eukaryota, Metazoa, Arthropoda, Insecta, Diptera, Culicidae. The transcript has 14 exons. The coding region runs from base 1609 to 4371 and encodes 920 amino acids. Gene Ontology annotation, cellular component: motile cilium. Gene Ontology annotation, molecular function: protein binding. The record is from RefSeq and is a predicted model, not a curated record.
AUUUUGGGGCGAAUAUGGAACUGUCAAACGAAUUGCAAACCCGUGCACUGUUGCGCCUCACCUAUUUCCAGCAAUCAUCAGCCCCAUUAACGAGUAUGAUUAUCCGCCGCAGGAAAUCCCACAAGUGAACCUCCCUACUGACGCGUUUGGUGAAAAAGUGUUUCGCUUGGUGAAAAUUGAAGUAAAACAAAACUCCACCCAACUGGCACCUGUGCGCUACACCUACCAGCCUAUGCGAAAGAGGACGUCCGCUUGCUUGCUGGUGUCACGUUCCUUGCCGAGUGGCACAUGUUCCUGCGUUGCGAAGAGGAAGUCCCUCCCCCCUUCCCCUGCUCCAGUUGGGACAUUACGAAAAGCAGACCUGCGAUUGUGCCGUUUGGUGGCGGUGGGGUUUGAACUUCCCGGCCUGGUCUGCAAGCCUACGUCAGCGCGCGCUCGUCACGUUACUGUGCCAGACUAGCGUAACCUUUUCCAUCCGGUGUGCUUGGGCGCUAUUUCAACCCAGACGCCAAUACCAAUUGCAAAUGACAAGUACGGCCGACUUGGAUGAGCGGACGGUCCGGGAAGUUUCAGCGGUUAGUAACAAUUAUUGGAGUGCUUCAAAUCGAUGCAAAAUUGAGACACAUUACUGGACUUGCUUCACGAAUCAAAUUGAUUUCGAUUAGUGUUUGUCCAGCAACCGAAAAUUAUAUAACCUUUGCGGCGUCUUUCCACAUGCACGGUCCCUCCCAUCGUUCACCCGAUCCGGGCAUAUGCUAAUUGGCAGAGGUGUUGAUGUGCCUUUGGGCCAGGUCAUUGCCAGUCGAGAUGGAGAAAGAGAUCAUGCAUUCAGCACAGUCAAUGUUAAAACGCAGACCUACCGGAGGGGAGGGAAAAGCAAAAAAGGAUCGUCAAGCCUGAAGAAAAGUGUUGAGCCGCUGAGGCCUUUGCCCGACAGUGUCAUUCCAGCCAAUCCAGCCACCCCAUAGAUGACGACGGUACAAGGUGAUGGACGUGUAGGGGCUAGCUGUAUGCCGGUGGUGGUGGUUACGUUCGUUACGAAACACCGUCGCGAGGGUUUUACACUUCUUCAGGGUCGCGCGAAACAGCUGGACAAACGCUCGAUGUCGCGGCUCGGGGAAGUCACUGACCGGAAAUUGAUUACCCGAAUCGGUUGCGAAUAUCGUAUUCGAAGCAGAAGGUGAGAAAGAGAGAGAGAGAGAGAGAGAGAGAGAGAGAGAGAGAGAGAGGUCAGCGUUCGAACGCGCUGAUGGACCGUGACCGUACAGGCGGAACAGAAAGGAGAAUGAAUAUUUGAAAUGUUUCAGCGCGUUGAUCGUGUGGGAUAGGAUGCCGUUUUUGAAUUUGAUCGUUAUGUCAUGGUCGUAACCGGAUUUGCAAUUCAAAUUUUGAAAGUCCUUAAAUUGGAGAAUCAUUUUACGAUUUUUCGCUAGGACCACGUCUACAGCCUGCAACACACGCGCACCAUGUUACCUUGCCAACGGCUAAUACAGUCGCGUACAUUCAUCAUAGCAACCAGACCUAGGGUAGCGUCCCUGUUUAUACAGUCCCUUCUUUCGAGUAACAAAAUUUAACCCGCAGGAAAAAUAAAUACAAAUCUAAAUACAAAUGAGUGAGCUCGUGGAAUAUAAUCCCGUGGAAGAUGUACAGCAUGACGAGCAUAUUCAUCAUCGAUGUCAUCCGUUGCACCUAUCCUGGGUGUCUGGAUUCAAUCCACGGGUGUCGCUGCUGAACGUCAGUACGUCCCGUGACCGAAAGGAGCUUGUGCUGGCAUCGGGGAAUGCGCUCCUCUUCUACUGCUAUGACGGGGAACGAGAGAAGAUAACGCCAGUGAUUGGGCAUAAAAAUGUUGUCAAUAUGAUUGGAUGUGACGAAAGCGGGCGCUUUGUGGUUAGUUCCGACUGUUCCUACUGCAUCAACAUGUGGGAUAGGCAAGCUGGCGGAGGAGAAAGUCAUCAUCAUCCGAUUGCGAUCAGGACCAUUUUUGAGCCUUUCAAAGCAAAUGGUGACAUUGGAGCAGUUUCACUGAGCUGUGAUGGAAAAUACCUGCUGGCAGGGGGUGGAAUACCCAAUGAGCAGGGUAGUCAGCUGAAGCUAUGGUCCUGGACGGUUGGAAAUGAUUUCCCUGAUGAUUCUAUCACGCUUCCCACUCGUUUGGGACGCAUCAAGGCCAUCCAUUUCUGUCCGGACCGUGGACGUCGCAACCAGUUUGUCGUAACACUGGACAGCGGAGUCGUGUUCGGUGCGUGGGAUUGCAAGGAACAGAAGCUGUCCAUCCAAGUCCCGAAACGGCACGGCUUUCAGGACUACAACGAUACCGUGUUUGUGGAGCGUACGGAUCGGGCAGUAUCGGUGACCGGGGCAGGUAUGGCUGUGCUGUGGAGCAACGAUCGGAAGUUUUCCGACGCACAGGAAGGGGGCGUACAGCGGAAGGAAUUCCUCAAGUAUCUGCACCUGAAGUACGCUUCGAUCAAUGUGGUGCGAUCGUGUGACGAGAAGAUCGUUACCGGAGAUGAUGAUGGCGAGAUUCGCUUCUACGACAACUCUAUGAAGAUAUUGUACUGGUUUAAGCAGGAAGAUCUGGAACCGAUAAGGACACUUUCGUUUGAGCUGGUGGAAACACGCCGAUGGAAACAACCGGCUGAACCGAUCGAAGGAGAUGAUCAAACGCCGAAAGAAGAAUCAACCGAAAAGAAGGUGGUAGUGAACAUCGAGGAUAUCGCACCGAAGGAUGUUUCGUUUGAUGCACGGCCGGUAAUUGUACGCGGGUUUGUGUCGGCAACCAAGUCGGGCAAAAUCUACGACAUCGACAUAGUGUACAACAAAAUACAGGAGCUGUUUCUACAGUCACCCAGUAUCAUUACAGCCUUCGAUGUCCAUUCGGCAAGAUCCGAACUCUGCACUUGCGACGGCAAUGGACGGUUCGUUGUGUAUGAUUUAAAAACGAAAUCGAUGAGAUUAGCGCUCGAUGUACCGAUCCAGCGGACUCGUCGAGGCAGAAUCACCACCCUUGCCUAUUCUCCCUGUGGAACAUUUUUGGCCGGUGGUGCUGAAAAUGGGUUCCUUUGGAUGGUGGAACCUAAUCUGAUGAUACUUGCCGGCAGCAGUCCGCUGCAGUUUACCAGUGAGAAGAUCCGUUUGGUGUUGUUUUCUCUAGACAGCAAACAUUUGGUUUGUGUGGACGAAAGCAAUACAAUCACACUUCUGCAUCGCGAAAAGGACGAUUGGCAAGUGAUGGGAAACUGCGCUAGUCAUAGGCUGGUAGAUCUGGCGUUCCUUAGUGCCACUGAUUUUGUGUCCAUCGGUGAGGAUCGGUACAUGGUACAGUACACCAUAAACACCGAUGAGAUGUUACAACUCGAAGCUGUUUCCAUCGUCAAAAGGAGAAGGAUCGAACAGUCCGCCUUUCCGACGGCACUUCUCGUUUUACCCGGUGGUAAUCAGAUUCUGGUUGCAAAUGAUCAACUAAAGUUCAAGAUGUUCCAUGGCAGAUCCUUCGAGAUAUUGCACACCUUUUUGGCACCCUUUCACGAUGGUCCAGCACGCUGUCUCAGGCAACUUCCUGGUGAAGAUUACUUCCUGUUCAUUACAAACAAUAACAUCUACGUACACCACCUUCCGAUCGACGGAAAUCCGUUCAAAUAUCUGGCAGUUCGAGGACAUCCAAAACGGUUGAAAGGACUGCAAGUUGCUUGGUCGGUAGGAUGUGCCUUCACUUUCGGGGAAGGCGAUCACGCGGUUAGCAUGUGGAAGAUUAACACUAGUCCACUGUUUGAUAAUUUAAAGCAUGCUGGAACGGGCCUAGAUCCUUUCUGUACGCUUCUUCCGGGUGGAAAGAGAGGUUGCUAUGUGCGCGAGAUUUUGAGCCUAUUUUUCUACAACCAAAUCUCACCGAAGAAUAGCGAUGGCGAUGCGGAGCUUACACUCAGAGACGCUAUGAAUGUGCAGGAUGUGCCGAACUAUUUGCGUAGCAUUGGAUUUCACAUGUCCGAGUACGAGGAACAGAACCUUUGCAAAGAGAUGGAGCUUACCGGUACGUACUUUUUGACCUUUGAGGAGGUGUUGAAGCUUUUCCUCAACCAUCGCACAGCUGCUGGUGGUCCACCAACUUCUGAAGAUGUUCGAACAGCGGUAACUUAUAUUGGCGCCACUACAUCAUCCGGUAAAGUAGAUCUGGUACGGCUAAUCACGCUGCUGGCGAGUAUGGGCGAGCCAAUGGAGCCGAAAACAACCGAGGCGUACUGCAGAAUACUUUUCCCCGCCGCCUUUGAAGCGAACGAACAGGACGGUAGUCCAGCACCGGAGUGUGGCACUGGUGAAGAUUGCACUAACUAUAUCGCCAUCGACGAGUUUGCCGAUAGGCUUUGCUGAACUGUCUUUGGGAUGGACAACGAAGGACACAGCGUACGGGGAGCAUUCGUUUUGCGUCAAUCUUUAUUAAUCUUUAUUCAAUGUCAAUUGUCAAUUGUAUACAUGUUUUG